Messenger RNA from Galdieria sulphuraria, 834 nucleotides. RefSeq lists its product as uncharacterized. The record is from RefSeq and is a predicted model, not a curated record. NCBI's taxonomy places the organism in Eukaryota, Rhodophyta, Bangiophyceae, Galdieriales, Galdieriaceae. The transcript has 2 exons. Bases 70 to 447 code for a protein of 125 amino acids.
AAAAAGCACAUGAAAGAUUUAUCAAAAUUGACACUGGGGUUGAGGCCCAUUUAGUAAGCUUUUUUUGAAAUGUCACAAAGUGACCUUAUACUGAAUAUUCGUUUAAUUAAAAGUUUCGAAUAUCGCAAUAUAAAGUAUUUGGUACUGAAAAAUGUUGCCCCGUCAACAACUGGUAGAGAACUGAAGGAACUCAUCGAUAGUAAAAUCAGGUCAUCGCAGAAUCUUACAACCUUUGUAAAUUGUCCCUUCGACACUGUCAAAAUAUAUACCUUAUCUGAUCAGUCUUUUAAGGACCAUUCUUUGGUUAUCAACUUUGACCAAGAAGGCUGGAUUAUCGGAGAUGGUGAAACUUUACAGUCAAAGGGAAUUUCCAGUGGAGCUGAAGUAUCGUAUUUUAAUAUGGAACAGUACCGGCGUUUUAAAGAGAACCCCAUAUUGAAAUGGUGAUCUUGUGUUAGAAGGAGAUUCGUUGUUAGUUUUCUUGAAGACUUUAAGUCUUUGUUGGAACUCGUUUUCAUCGGAAUGAACCAAACAUGACUAUGCUGUUUCUUGCGUUGAAAAGGAACUUUGUGGUAACUCAAGUUUUCAAAUAGUAAGUUUCUUAGUGUAAACCUCUCUGAUGAAAGCAAAUAUGCUGCCCAAUGCUUUUCCAAUUCUUAAGCUAUGCUAGUUUUAAACUAAUUAUAAGCAAAGACGUGCGGAAAAUUCGUAGUUUCGGGCAGUUGGCCUUUCUCUCAAUAUCGGUUCUUUCAACGUUGUGGAAGGAAAGAGCUAUCUUGAUCUAACUAGCUAUGGCAAAGAUUGCUGAAAACUAAGAAAGCAAAAAAUUUGUGA